This is a messenger RNA of Penicillium roqueforti, 426 nucleotides long. RefSeq lists its product as uncharacterized. The transcript has a single exon. The record is from RefSeq and is a predicted model, not a curated record. The coding region runs from base 1 to 426 and encodes 141 amino acids. Lineage: Eukaryota; Fungi; Ascomycota; Eurotiomycetes; Eurotiales; Aspergillaceae.
AUGAACACAAUCCUCGCGUUCUUCCACGGGCUAGUCCCAAGAUGUUUACGGAAAUCCGAUGUCACAAAUUCCGACGUCUCGAGGAAUCACUACUAUAUACCCGUCAUGCAAAGCUCAAAGUCCCCCAUGAGCGCAACCAAAGAACAUAAGAUCAUAUCAAUUCCGAUUUCAUGCGCAUCCCCGCCUUCUUACAACGAUGUAAGCGGCGCCGUUAUCAUAAACCAGGAUGGCAAACCUCACUUCCUAUCACCAGAGGAAGAGGUAGAGCGACGACACCGACUGCAGCAAGCAGUGCGCGAGAAGAUGUUAGGGCUACCACGAAUGACCAAGUUUGAAUGGUAUCACAGAACAUCGGGAACUACAGGCCCUGUGAGCGAGGAACUACCACCACCGCUGUAUACCCCCCGAGAAGAUGAGAAGAAAUGA